AUGAGCAAAAUAAAGGAACGCGUCCUGAGGGCGCAGGAUGAUGAGUGUAAGACAAGCCAUCGCGACAAACAGCGUGUUUCGGUGGUUACGAAUGCCACGCGAAAGUCGGGCAAGCCUGGGGUUACUGACGUGAAAGGUGCUGUCGGUUCUGUUUUGUUGACCCCGCCAGAUAGUGAAGCUGUGAGGAGAAAACUUGAGAGUCAAAAGGGAGUUCUGGGCAAGAGCAGUGGUAAAAUCGAGUUCAUUUUUUAUAAGAUACUUCUCUGUGUCUUGUACAUGUUGUACGCGUGCGCGCGUUAUACGCAAUACCACUACAAUCGAGCCAAGAUUCUGAUUUUGAACCUCGCGUACAGUCCGUCGAAUACGCCGCAGCUGAUUCGGCAGGAUGUGCUAAAACUUCAAAAAUUGCCCAAGCGCUUAGCCGCAAUAGUUGAGAAAAAGCGCGAGGGCGACGUUGGCGGCGGCGUGAGUGGCGUACUCAACGAUGGUAGCGAUCUUGUUGCCUGGACCAUCUCAGCUGGCAUAAAACACCUCGCGCUAUAUGACUUCGACGGCCAUCUCAAACGCAACGUCGACGAAUUUCGCAAGAGCGUUUUCCACAAGUUAACGAAGUACUACGAUCCAAGCAAUGUUCCCAAGUUUGCUAUACGAAUCCCACAAUGGAACAAGGUAUACUUCAACGCCCCCGGCCAAGAGGCAGACGAUACGACCUCGAAAAAGGUUGCCAUCGAGAUUUCCCUGCUGUCCAACCGCGAUGGCCGCGAAACCAUUAUUGAGCUCACCAGGACCAUGGCUGACCUAUGUGCGCAGAACGAAAUGCAGCUCUCAGACAUCACUAUGAAGCUGAUCGACUCAGAGCUGACCCAGCUCGUCGGCCACGAGCCUGAUCUCCUACUCUACUUUGGCCCCAACCUCGACCUGCAAGGGUUUCCACCUUGGCAUAUCCGUCUCACCGAGUUUUACUGGGAGCAGGACAACGACCAGGUGACCUACUCUGUUUUUAUUAGGGGCUUGAAGAAGUACGCCGCUUGCAAGAUCAACGUGGGGAAAUAA
Molecule: messenger RNA, 1053 nt
Organism: Lachancea thermotolerans CBS 6340
Lineage: Eukaryota; Fungi; Ascomycota; Saccharomycetes; Saccharomycetales; Saccharomycetaceae
Gene: NUS1
Product: ditrans,polycis-polyprenyl diphosphate synthase
Exons: 1
Coding region: 1-1053 (350 amino acids)
Cellular component (GO): endoplasmic reticulum membrane; dehydrodolichyl diphosphate synthase complex
Molecular function (GO): ditrans,polycis-polyprenyl diphosphate synthase [(2E,6E)-farnesyl diphosphate specific] activity
Source: RefSeq, a predicted model, not a curated record